AUGGCUCCGACACCCGCCAACAACAUCGCCUACACGGCGCCCAUCAACCCACCCAACGCCCACCCCCUCCUGACAUACGAGCAGAUCUGGCAAGGACUCCAACGCAAGAUCCGCGCGGGGCAAGACUUCGUCGGUGGCGCAAUCGUUUCGACGGACGUGAUCUCGACCUCGGAAACCGAGCACGGCCACCCCGUCACGGUGCGCGAAGUUGUCUUCCGCGAUGGCAACCGCCGCGUCCGAGAGAAAUGUAUUGCCUACGAGCCCAUGAAGGUCGAGUUCCACCAGGACGACGGGAGCAAGGUGCAGAACGUCAUCAGCCAGGGCGGUCGGGGCGACACCGAUCUGUACAUGACAUACACGUUUGAAUGGUUGCAUCCGGAGUGCGAGGGCGACGAGGCGGCACUGGCAGCCAAGAAGGAGAAGGAGUGGAAUAUCGCCAAGAUGGCCGUCGAGAAGACCAUUGAGGUGAUGCGAGAGAUGGUCAAGGAUGGGAGGAUAUCCGUACAAUGA
Capronia epimyces CBS 606.96 is the source of this 510-nucleotide messenger RNA. RefSeq lists its product as uncharacterized. Lineage: Eukaryota; Fungi; Ascomycota; Eurotiomycetes; Chaetothyriales; Herpotrichiellaceae. The transcript has a single exon. Bases 1 to 510 code for a protein of 169 amino acids. The record is from RefSeq and is a predicted model, not a curated record.